This is a messenger RNA of Propithecus coquereli (Coquerel's sifaka), 2179 nucleotides long. RefSeq names its product golgin, RAB6-interacting (gene GORAB). The record is from RefSeq and is a predicted model, not a curated record. Bases 14 to 1198 code for a protein of 394 amino acids. The transcript is spliced from 5 exons. Lineage: Eukaryota; Metazoa; Chordata; Mammalia; Primates; Indriidae. Gene Ontology annotation, biological process: non-motile cilium assembly.
GGCAAGAACCCGGAUGUACCUGGGUAGAUGUGUUGGCAGUCGGGGCUCUGAGAUUUGGGCGCUCUGGGGGUGCUGGCAGCUGGGGCACAUGGCGCAGGGUUGGGCUGGCUUCUCUGAGGAGGAGCUGAGGCGACUUAAACAAACGAAAGAUCCAUUUGAAUCACAGCGGCGUCUCCCAGUGAAGAAAAGUCGACAACAACUUCAGCGAGAAAAAGCCCUUCUAGAGCAAAGCCAAAAACUUGGGUUACAAGAUGGGUCAGCCUCAGUACCUCCAGAGCAGUUGCUUUCUGCACCAGAACAAAGAUGUAACGCUCAAAAACCACAUUUUUCUUCCCCUACUCUUCCUAGUCCUCUUACUCUCACCUGUCCUGUUGGUGAUGGAAAACCACAGGGUAUUGAAAGUCAACCAAAGGAACCAGGACUCAAGAAUUCCCAUGAUGGUCACAAAAAUGUUGAGGUUCUAUCCCCAAAGCCAGAUUGCAAAUUGGAGAAAAAGAAAGUGGAAUUGCAAGAGAAAUCCCGUUGGGAAGUCCUCCAACAAGAACAACGGCUGAUGGAAGAGAAAAAUAAACGUAAGAAAGCUCUUUUGGCUAAAGCUAUUGCAGAAAGAUCCAAAAGAACUCAGGCAGAGACCAUAAAACUAAAGCGGAUCCAGAAGGAGUUGCAGGCUUUAGAUGACAUGGUGUCAGCUGACAUUGGAAUCCUCAGGAACCGGAUCGAUCAGGCCAGCCUAGACUAUUCAUACGCUCGCAAGCGAUUUGACAGGGCUGAAACAGAGUACAUUACAGCAAAGCUAGAUUUACAGCGCAAGACCGAGAUAAAAGAGCAACUCACUGAACAUCUUUGUACGAUCAUACAGCAAAAUGAGCUCCGAAAGGCCAAGAAGUUGGAGGAGUUGAUGCAGCAGUUGGACGUACAAGCUGAUGAGGAGACUCUGGAGCUUGAAGUGGAGGUAGACAGAUUGCUGCGUGAACAAGAAGCAGAAGCAGGGAAACAAACAGUUGAUUUAGAAAGGCCAUUUCAGCCCGCUGGGGAGAAUGUGACAUUAGGAUUUGCUAAAGAGGACAAAAAACAUCAAGAACAAGCUGUUUCCCCAAAGGUAGACAAACAGCGUGCAAAUUCCAAUAGCAUCCCCCUUCUUAGUCCAGACGGCCCAAAUCAAAAAGUUAAUGACAUUUCAGCUGCUCUGGGCACGUGAAGUGCUAGUGUUCUUUUCAACUAAUAUGGUAUUCAGUAAAGUAUAAUUUCUGCAGUAGAUUAUGCCCUGACCUCUGAUAAAAGCCUCUUUAAAACAAUGUUAAUUUUUGAAUCCAUGAUUAAUUUUAGUAGAUUAACAUGUUUGACCAUUCUAAAAUCCCAAAUUAUAGUAAUUUUAUAUCUGGGGCAUAUUUCACCUUGAUUUUUGGUCCAGUUCUUUCAGUUUUCUUUUUACCCCUAUUACUGGGUGAAAAUAAGUGACUUAAAAGGAUGGGGGAAAUAAUUACGUGGUUAGAGUGUUUUUAGACCAGCUAAAUAUAGAAAAGUAAAAUGGAAAAUAAUUCUCAAUACCUAAUCGAACUCAUUUAUCUUCCCCUGGGAGAAGUAUCGAGAAUGGAAGUCCUAUUUUAUGUAAUCAGUAAAAAAACACAAAAAUCACUAUGUGAAAAAAAGAAAGGCAGGAAGAAAAAAAAAAGUAGCACAUUGAAUUACCUAUCUGGAUCUUACUAGAAUUGCAAAACACAUCUUAGAAACUGCAGUUAAUGUAAAGAAACAGACAACUUAAGCCAACAUUACUAUUGUCUUCAAUCUGCCUUUAAAUGGUUUUAGUUUACAAUCUGAGUUUUGGUUCGUUGAUACACAUACUAUAUAUAGUAAUUUUACUAUUAAUAUAUUGUCUUUAAUCAGUGAAUUGAUUACAUUCAGACAAAACAUUGCUAAAGUGAAGCUGAGAAUAAUAUAGAAUAUGUUAUUACUACUUUUGAUUGUCCGAAAAACUGACAUAUUUUCUUUCUAAAGUUAUCUAUUAAUAUAAAUGUGUGUUUUAUAUGUUGGGCAUAAAUUAUCCUGUCAUAAAGCAUUUAAAUUGUUAAAAUGCUGAUUUUCUUAUUACUUUAAUAGUUUAUUAAAUUCCUAUCACUAAUACUUGACAACUACGUUGUGUUAUAUGUGAACGUGUAAAAAAAUAUUGUAGUUUUGUCAC